AUGUUACAAACAGUCCGCUGUAUGGACCCCUUGUUGAAGGAUCUCUUAACACCGAACCCUCAGAUCGGAGAGAGAUGUGGAUAUCAAAGCUGUCCGAACACAAAGGACGGAUGGGUCAACAUACACAUAGUGCCUUACUCACACGCCGAGCUGGGGUUCAUGAAGACCUUCUCAGAUUACUAUACAGGAGACGACGACUUCUACGAGAAGAGUCGCAUCAACAUGAAACAGAUCCUGGACUCGACCAUCAGUGAGUUGUGGGCCGACAGGGAGAGGAGGUUCGUCAUAGCAGACAGUGAGCUGCCGUACUUCUUCUACUGGUGGUCCAAGAGGGAUGGCACAGUCCGUAGGAUGGUGUACGAGCUGGUCCGCCAGGGUCGCCUCGUGAUCCUGGGAGGAGCCUGGGGCCUGCAGGACGAAACCACCACCUACUACCAGACCAUCAUAGACAGCUACACGUACUCUCUCAGAAAGAUCAACGCCACGUUCCUGGAGUGCGGGCGGCCGCUGGUCGCGUGGCAGGUUGAUAACUUCGGUCACUCGCGGGAGUACGCGGCGCUGGUGGCGCUCAUGGGCUUCGACGGACUCUUCAUCAACCCCAUCAGCUUCGACGACGAACUCAUCAGGAUGGAGAGGAGGGGGCUCGAGCUACUGUGGAGGGGCAGCGACGACCUGGGCGAGUGCUCACACUGUGUACUAUACUGUCCCGAGUCUGAUAUCUUCACCCACAAACUGUUCGACGGCUACUGGUCCCCGCCCGGCUUCUGUUUCGGCAGCAUGUGCUCCGACCCGCUGCUCGUCACCAGUGAUGAACUGUUUGACAACGCUAAGGAGAGGGCGGAGCUGUUCGUUGAGAAGAUCCGUUUCCGCCAAGCUCCUAACUAUCAGACGCGGCAGGUGAUGGUGAUGAUGGGCCAGAGGAUGGGCUACAGCGACUCCAAGCUGUGGUUCACCAACAUAGAGAAGCUCAUAGGCCCGGUGUUGGAAACCAAACAGGACGACUUCGUGCCUUACGCGUACGACAAGGACUCGUACACGAGCGGGCUGUACACCUCGCGCCCCGCCUUCAAGUACCUGGUGAGGGAGGCCAACGUGUUCCUGCAGAUCGCGAAACAGUUGCAAGUUUUAACGAACUUGAAAAACAAUGACGGAAUAUUCGAAGAAUACAUGUGGAUCAUGGGUGUAGCGCAAGACCACAACGUCAUCACUGGCGCCAUGCGGCCCUACGCUAAAGACUACUACACUAAGUACCUGAGCAUCGCCAUCCAGAAGGCCACUAUCAUCGUGAAGCAGGCCUUCAACAAACUCCGCUCCAGCAACGCGUCGCUUGACACUGACUACCUGUUGUGUUACCUGAACGAGUCCUCGUGUCCGAACAGUAAAGUUGAAUAUUUUUAUAUAACCGUAUACAAUCCCUUAGCCUGGAACGUCACGAUGCCUGUACGUAUACCGGCGUACAAGAGACAAUACAACGUGUAUGAUCCUCACGGUGUAAUACUCCCAUCGGUAUUGAUGAGAAUACCACAGCAAGUGUUCAAUAUACCGAACAGGUUUACAGAACAUGACCUGGAACUGGUGUUCACAGCUACAGACGUUCCAGCACUAGGGUACAGGUCUUACUACAUAGAGGAAGUUAAGAGGAAGAAAAGAUCACUCAUUAAGAAGAUCGGCAAGAACAAACAGAAGUACUUCAUACGACAGACGAGAAUGGAUAAUACGAGCAUGUUAGAACAGAGCUAUGAUGAUGAAACACAAGCGGGGCUUGGCAGUGCGGGGAGAGGGGAGGAGGGGGAUGAACGUGUGACGAGACCGGAGGUGGACGACGACGAACACGGUGAUACUACUGAGACUAGUAGCACUACUACUGCUACUAGAAGUACUACCAGAGACACGCCGACAAGUGAUAAUAGUUGGAUAGAGUCGACCGAGAACUACAUCAAGAACAAGUACAUCCGUAUAAACCUGGACAGUCACCGUAAAGUGUCCUCUAUGAGUCUGUCCAACGGUGUCAACACGUCGCUCGACAUACAAUACUACUUCUACGUAUCGGACGACCCUGACACCGUCCAGAACAUGAAGAGACGCCCCGGAGCCUACAUCCUCAGACCUUUGGACAAUAAGCCCGAGGCUAUCAUAGACUAUAUAGAUACUAAGGUGUAUAAGAGCGAGGAGGUCCAAGAAAUACAUUCUAGAUACUCGGACUAUGCUUCAUUUGUAUUGAGACUGUACAGAGACAGUGUGCUCUGUGAAGUAGACUGGAUCCUGGGACCUCUACCAGCUGACGGCCUGGGCAGAGAAGUGUUCAUACGAUACACGACCGACCUGGAGAAUGAUGGAGUGUUCUACACGGACGGGAACGGGAGGCAGGCGCUGAAGAGGAUCAGGCACCGGAGACACACGUACCAGCCCUACGACCUGGAGCCUGUCGCUGGUAACAUCUAUCCAGUUACAACAAGGAUAUACAUAGAAGAUUUAAAGAAGAACCUCCGCUUGUCGAUAUUCAAUGAUCGAUCACAAGGAGGCUCCUCACUGUUAGAGGGCGCCGUGGACCUCAUGGUGGACAGACAGAUAUACACCGACGACAGCGGAGUACAGACGUUCCUUAACGAGACUAUUGAUGGGAAAGGACUCAUCAUCCGCGGGACACACUACGUGUACCUCACGAGAGGCGACCACAGACCUAACAGGGUCUUCGAGAAGAAGUUCUCCAAGGAAAUAGAACUGAAACCGCAGAUAUUCUUCUCACGAAUCAGUCAAAUGGUGGAGAAGAAUCACUGGCUUCACAAGAAGAACGAAUACUCCGCUCUCAAAACCAAGUUACCCAUCGGCGUUCACAUACUGACGAUACAGGAGUGGAAUCAAAAGACGUUACUGAUACGACUCGAGAACUACUUGGAGAAAGUCGACGUCAUAAAGAGCGGAGUUAAAGAAGUGAAGCUGAAAGACAUGUUCGAGAACAUAGAGCCUUACGAGCUGAGCGAGGUGAAACUAGCAGCGAACAUACACCUGAAGGAUUGGACGCAGGUACAGUGGCAGAAGAACGGAUCGUUUGUGAAGAACUUCAACGAGCACUACGGAAACACGAGGCACGUGGAAUACAGCGACGAUCAAAUGAAGCCGCUGAAGAAAGUAGAUAUACACACCGGCAUACUGCUGUACCCGCAACAGAUACGGACAUUUGUUGUGUCUUACAGAGUACUACGACCAUGA
Danaus chrysippus (African queen) is the source of this 3210-nucleotide messenger RNA. Lineage: Eukaryota; Metazoa; Arthropoda; Insecta; Lepidoptera; Nymphalidae. The record is from the annotation of a GenBank genome assembly.